Messenger RNA from Brassica napus (rape), 3131 nucleotides. RefSeq names its product putative F-box protein At3g19560. The record is from RefSeq and is a predicted model, not a curated record. The transcript has 2 exons. Gene Ontology annotation, molecular function: protein binding. The coding region runs from base 1700 to 2794 and encodes 364 amino acids. NCBI's taxonomy places the organism in Eukaryota, Viridiplantae, Streptophyta, Magnoliopsida, Brassicales, Brassicaceae.
CGAAGAAACGUGUUUCAACUGCAGUUGAUUCAGUCAUUACAAAUCACUACAACAACGAAAAACAAUGUUCACAAAAAAUCCAUUGUAGAGAAUCCUGGUAAGAAAUCGACGAGUGGCAGAAGCUUCAUCUUGUGAGAGAAAAAAGAAGAGACGUCCUUGAGAUUGAGCGAUGUAGAGAGAAAUCUUAGUUAACAUCCAUGUCCUCGUGUGGCAUUACCACAUGUGUAAUUAACAUGUUGGCGGAUCUCGUCGGAAGACCAGUCGUCAGAGCGUCAAUGGCUAAGCGAGUGGCAGGGGUUGGAAAGGAAGGAGAGACAUUCUACGGUGAAGGCCUUGACGGCGAGGGACCAAGCUAGCAGAUCUGGGACUUGAAGAGGAUGAGGCGCUCUAGUGGUGGUCACAGUGAACAGAGGCGGCCCUCAGUCAUGUCUAACCAGAGCUCUCCAGAGCAACAGAGACCGGAACAGAUAUGCAGAAGACAUGACUCUGGUUAGACAAGACUAAUGUAUAUCAAGGAGAAACUUUUCCCCAUCGGAGAAGAGACAGAGAACAAAACAGAGAGGAGAUCCAGAUGAAAGGCCAAAGACACAACAGAUAUGCAGAAGCGAGAUAGGUCCCGAAGCCGGCGAGCCAGCGAGGUCGAGCUCCUUCGGUGUCGGAAAGGGGUGAAAGCAGAGCUGUAUGGGGAUUGACUCGUGUCUGGGAGCAACAGUGGCGGUAGCCUUUGUUCUUUUUUUUUUUCUCGGCUGCCAAUUUUUCAAAUAUAAAAAUUCUGGGGUUUUCCAAAUAACAGGUAUACAAGCGUGAGUUUUGUUACACAAUAGUUCUAACUAAAAUUGAUGAAAAGGUUGUUUCAAAUCCUUUUCCUAGUUUUUUUCUUUUUAGAAUUGUUUGAUUUGAAUAACAGUGGAUUUGAUUUAGUUUUAAUAAAUUGUUAAUUGAAUAACGGUGGAUUACAAGUGAUUUGUGGUGUUUUUAGAUAAAUGUCAUGUUCAAUAACACAUGAAUUGAGGAAAAAAAUUAGAAAUCCUUAGUUGAAUAACAGAUGAUUUUUAAACAAAACCAAAUCACUUUAAAAUUCAUGAUUUAAUACACCCCCAUAUGAAUGUGGUAUUUGGCAAUUUUUCAAUUAUUUAUUAUAACAUUUUAUAUAUCACUUUACCAUUUUAAAACGUUUAAAUUUUUGUUAAUCAGCCAAUUAAUCAAUUUUAAAAUAAUUGGAAAAUCAAUUUUAUUUUAAAUUUUUGAAAACAAUAAUUUUAAUUUUAAAUAGUUGGAGGCUGAUUACGUCAACUAGUCUAAACUUUUUUUUAUCUUUAACAACAUUGUAUUUCAUACGCUUUAGCACAUAUUAUAAACAAACCAAUUUUAUCAAGAUUUAAUUAAAAGUAAUUUAAAAUUAAGUAUAUAAAUGGACAAAUUUAUGGUAAACACAGAUAAACGUUCCAUAUUUUGAAUUUUGAGAAAAACAAUUUAAAAGGUAAAAGUAAGACAGAGCCAGAAGUCUAGCACAUACGAAAUUUCCAUUUAAUUUUGCUUAGUAGCAACAACUUUACAUAAUUUAAAGAGCGUGUAAAAUUUUAGGAUAAAUUAACUUUAGAAACCAUAGUUGAGAAGGUAGUAACCUAACUUAAUUGUCUCUAUAAAAAGAUUACUGGGCAAAGUUAAAGAAAAACCCUAAAUCUUUUUGCUUGAAACAAUGACAAGAAUCUCUGAUCUUUCACAAGAUUUGAUAGAGGAGAUACUCUCUAGGGUUCCGUUAACUUCUCAGCGAGCGGCUAGAUCCACUUGCAAACAAUGGAACGGUUUAUAUAAAGAUGAAUGUUUUACAAAGAAGCACCGUGGUAAAGCAGCUAACGAUACCAUGAUGAUCAGGGUGUGUAAUUCUAGGGCUUGUUUAGUGAGCGUCGAUCUCCAGGGAGUCCGCAAGCAAAAAAAGGGCUUAUUUGCUCUAUCUACAGAGCCAAUAGGUCAACUUAACCAUAUCACGGCAUCUGACGUCUAUCAUUGUGAUGGCUUAUUGCUUUGCCUCCACAAAAAAGGUAUGGUGAAGUCUGAUACCGUGGUAUGGAACCCGUAUUUGGGACAAGCCAGGUGGAUCAAACCCAGCAAAUUUUCCUCAAAGUUCGAUAGGUUUUUGCAUCAUGACAAUUAUGGUACUACUGUUGAGCACGAGAUAUUCAAUUUUAAGUCUGAUUCAUGGAGGGUUCUUCAUCUCACUCCUGACUGGAUCAUACCAUAUAAGGGUCAAGGAGGCUUGUCUUUGAAAGGAAAUACUUACUUUGUUGCUCGGGAAGGGCUGGGAAUGAGAAAAUAUGUAAUCUGUUUUGAUUUUACAAGUGAGAGAUUUAGACAUUGCCUUGAUCUGGAAUCUAACUACCGUAAUGGAGAAACUGUGAUUCUAUCUGCUGUUAGAGAAGAACAGCUUGCAGUGUUAUUUUACCGCGAGGAUACAAAUGCGAUUGAGAUACGGAUUACAAGAAAGAUUGAGGCCAAUGAGGAGUCGUGGAGAACUUUCUUAAAAGUUGAUGUGCAGCCGUUCAUGCUCAGUGGAAUGUUCUCGAUUUCUCCUCCGUGUAGGAGUUUCUUCGUGGACGAGAAAAAGAAAGUGGCAAUUAUUUGUGAUAAUCACUUCAGAAGAGCUUACAUGAUUGGAGAGGAUAAUUACUUCAAAAUAGUUGCUCAAGGAAAAACUACACAAUGGCCGGUUGUGUGCUCUUAUGUUCCGAGUUCGGUGCAGAUUCCGAAAGGUCCAGUACAUGCACGAGGCAAAAGGAAAGUACGGGAUUAUUAGUCAUUGUCUCUGUGUAGUUAACACGACUUAAACAUUGUUUUGCUGAUUUGAAUUGCUAGGUGUUAUUCUUGUCAUCCUAAUCUAGACUCAAGUGAGCCUUCAAGGUGCAACAACCAUUACUAAAUUGAUAGUUUCAUAUGCAUUUUUUUGUUGUUGUUGUUGUUAUCUAGCUCAUGUGGUUGCUUGUACUGGAAGUCAAAACCAAACAUUACUGGGUCAUUGUGGUUGCCUCUAUUGGAAGUUAAAAAAACAGAGCAAGAAUUUGCCGGAUAUGGACAAACAACUUCCCUUCUUUUCUUUUUUUUAUUGGGUCAAAAUUUCCUUUUUGUUUUUGGGC